AUGGAAGACGGAGAACCUUCGAAUACAGGCAUGGAAGAUGGAGAAGCUUCAAAUCACCUUUCGGAAAAACUACCAAAAAGGGUCUUCGGCGAUGGUUGCUACCCCGUUGGUGCUCGGUUGAACAUAUAUUCAAAGGCCAAUGUCAUUGGCCUCCUUGUUGAGGCGUUAAAGGGUACUGAAGAUCUUGAGAAGCUACUUCAUUCCCAGUUUGGGAAGUUAUUUUGCAACAGCGCCAAACUAGUCCAUGCCCUUCUAUCACGACAACUUGUGACCACGAAAAAACACGAGAUUUGGUUCCUCUUUGGUGGACAGCCUCUGAGAUAUUCGAUACGGGAGUUUAAGGAAAUCACUGGAUUGAAUUGCAAUCCCGAACCUGAUAGCACAGAAGAAGAAGAAGAUAUCGGAAAGACAGGAAUCUGGAAAGACCUGUUCGGAAGAGCGACCGCUAUAAACGUGUUUGAUGUGCUUGAAAUGCUAAAGGACCCAGAUCUACCCCGAUGGAAACGGCUUCCAUUGGCCCUAAUCGUUCUUGUCGACGGUGUUCUAUUUUGCAAUAGCAAAAAUCUGGCCCUCACCGAGAAAUACGUUGAGAUGUUGACUGACUUGGAUAGGUUCAUGCUGUAUCCAUGGGGGAGGGUAUCCUUUAACAAAACAGUAUCUCGUUUUCAAGCUCCGAAGGCAAUCACGGAUGCCGAGAAAAGGGAGAAUCCUUUAACACGAUUGCGCCGUCAACUUAAACAGAAAACUAGUGCAUGCUAUGGAUUCCCUCUAUCACUACAACUCAUGGCCCUCCAAUCUAUACCAAUGUUGGUUUCCAAAAUUCCUCAACCUGAUAACUUGAAGACUUUCGUUGAAGAUCCCGAAAGCUGUCAAAACGUUAUCACACUAUUGCAUCUUGGGGACAUACUUGCCGUGGAAUCCGAUCCUCUGUUGUCUGUGAAACAGAUGGUAGUGGAUGAUGGUGACAAUGACCAACAGAAUGAAUUGCGUUGGGGAGAUGAGGUAGAGGAUGCCGAAGUUGCAUUCAUGCAGGAACUCAUGGCCGAGGGGUACAAAUUCACACCUUUGGAUAUUGCAGUGGCACCGACACCUAUCGUGGAUCUUAGUGAUGCAGAGGACGAGGUUACCAAUGAACAGGAACCUGAGCCAUCCACCCGACCGAAGAAGAAACUGAAAACUCAUCAAACUGAAGAACGUAAGAUGCAGAGGAAGAGAGGCAGGGGCAAGAACUCUUCUAAUCUAUCGGAAGAUGAAACCCCUCAAAGUGGACAGAUUGAAGAUCUUAAAAGAUGGAUAGUAAGUCAGAAUAAUUUGCUCCUUCGUAAGAUUAAGACAGAGUUGGACAAGAGAUUGGGCGUAUACCAACAUGACGAAGAAGAUAACGAUGUACACCAGUCAAAAGAAGAUGGGGAACAGGAUGACGAAGGACAGAAUCCAAAAAAAGGUGGUCAAAAACCGGAUGAAGAUGAAGACGAAGCCGAAGAUGGAGGUGAAGAAGGAGGUUAUGAUGGUGCACAGUCUAGCGUACGCCAUGAUGAUGGUGUACACCCCCAAGAUGGUGUACACCAGAAAGAAAGAGAUGAUGAAGAAGGGACCUCUACUUACUACGGCCCAGACCAUUAUUCUCCCAGGGACCAUGCGUACUUGAAGACUCCAGAAGCUCCGACGAAGACCCCUGAACCUGAACAAGCCAAUUCAGGAACAACUCGUCCACCUCCUUACUUCGUCAAUCCGGAUGAAGAUCCACCUUCUGGCCUCAACGAGGUGGAUAGUGGUAGAACAAAUUUGGUGUCAGGCACCUUAGUAGUCUACAAACCUCAGACUCCUCACCCAUUGAGCUACGCAUAUAAGAAAAAUGAAGCGCAGACAGAUGCACUGGAUGCACAGGCUGUGGCUAAUGAGGAGGACUCAAAUGCGGGGAAAGAUUACCAUACUGCGCCUGAGGAUGCAAGUGAUGCUUCGCAGAAGACCCCUUGUACUCCAGAACCCCCACAAGAAGUUGAGGGAUCGUCUGGUGUAAAGAGAAAAAGUAGAGGAACAGGAAGAGGAGGAAGAGCGAAGCCUACUGAGUGGGUUAACACGAUGCACAUGCAAGUCAUAAUGGCCAUGCUUUGGAGACGUAGAGGUGAAAUAUACUUGAAAGACAGGGUAGCAUUUGUAGAUACCUUGUUCAUAUCCAUCAUCGGCAACUACUACAACGAUUUCAUAUCUGGAGAAAAAAAUCAGUAUGACUGGGGGAAAACCAUUCAGGGCAUUGUAUUGGGAAAACCUGCAAAGUGGGCUAAUCAACGUCAGAGGCAAAUGUUUCUACGGUUUGUGGACGUUGUAUACGUCCCGAUGAACUGUGGGUCUGAGCAUUGGGUGGGCCUUGUAAUUGACUUUAUAAUGGGCAACAUAAAGAUUUUGGACUCAUUCAUCAGUCAUAAUGAUGAAGCGGCUGUGGAGCAGUAUACGGCGCCCGUGUGUCAAAGUAUGCCAUUUAAAUUGAAGCGUUAUUUGCAUAGCAAAUUAACGGAAGGCCUACGUACCACCCCUUACACAUGGAGUCGUUUGGAGGGCAUAUAUCAGAACAAGAGAUCCGGUGACUGUGGCCCAUGUGCGGCCAAAUUCUUAGAGAUGCAUGCUGCAGGGCUUGCAGUGGAGGAUAUGGGUUUGAUAACGGACGAUGACGUUGACAGGUUAAGGGAGAAAUACGCCAUGGAGUCAUACGAAGAGUUUGUUGGGAAUCCGGCUGUUGCCAACACUUAG
Eutrema salsugineum is the source of this 2748-nucleotide messenger RNA. RefSeq lists its product as uncharacterized. Lineage: Eukaryota; Viridiplantae; Streptophyta; Magnoliopsida; Brassicales; Brassicaceae. Gene Ontology annotation, biological process: proteolysis. The record is from RefSeq and is a predicted model, not a curated record. The transcript is spliced from 6 exons. Gene Ontology annotation, molecular function: cysteine-type peptidase activity. Bases 1 to 2748 code for a protein of 915 amino acids.